Drosophila novamexicana is the source of this 3600-nucleotide messenger RNA. It is a transcript of the gene Ctl2, whose product is annotated as CTL-like protein 2. Lineage: Eukaryota; Metazoa; Arthropoda; Insecta; Diptera; Drosophilidae. The transcript is spliced from 6 exons. Gene Ontology annotation, biological process: transmembrane transport. The record is from RefSeq and is a predicted model, not a curated record. Gene Ontology annotation, cellular component: membrane. Bases 853 to 3228 code for a protein of 791 amino acids. Gene Ontology annotation, molecular function: transmembrane transporter activity.
GACUGUAUAUGUCGUUGGCCAACACUGCUCGAAACAGCUGAACGCAAGUGGGGAGCUGCUUUGUUGGGUCUCUCUCAGUGUUAUUGCGUGCAUUGAGGCUGAAUGCUUCGCAAAACGCCAAUUCCAACAACACCCCCUCCUGCGCCGUCCCGUUAUUGACGCCAAGUGACCGCCGCCGUUCAAAGAGCAACGUACGCGACUCCAACAAAGGCAACCACUUUAGUCGUUUACUGACUUUCGCCUGAGACGCAAGCCGAACGCGAUUCCUGCAUUCGCAAACAAAGCGAUUUCCAGGCCACCCACCCACCAACCUGGAUAUUGGACAAACGGCUAUGUGGAAACAAUAAAGAAUCGCCUUGUUCAUUGUUUCAAUUGUUUUCGUUGAACGGGAGGAGAAACUUCGCAUACAGGUAGACACACAAAGGCCCCGACCAGGACACAAAUGUCGCACAGAAAACAACAUUGGUCGAUAAGCAAAGCAGCAGCAGCAGCAGAAGUAGUUGCAGUCUUAUCUAUUUCCUAUUUGCGGAAAAUUCAAAUACAUGCUUUGAUAAACAAGAUAAAAAUAUCAAAAUUAGAAGACUCGUUACAGUGAAAGCACGGAUACUAUUUUGUCCCUCUGGUAGAGCUAUACACCUUAAAGGUGUGUUGAUGAAAUAGGAAUUGGUUCAUGUGGAUAUUGGCAAGCUUCUAUUGUACAUUGACAACUUUUUCUAAGAUUUCUUGAGAUGUCAGAACGUUCAGCUGAGUCGAUUAAGACAUUUGCUUCUUCCCGUCUCGGAAUCAACAAAAGCAAGAGACUCCAAAUUUCGAAGAGAGGAAACAAAAAUGUAUGUAAAGAGCGAGUGAGAGAUGCCUGAGAACGUGGAGCUGGUGAACAAAUAUGGCGAGCCGUUGCGCUAUGAUCGAAAUUUUCAGGGACCCCGACAGCGUGAUCGCAGCUGCACGGAUGUGCCCUGCCUAAUACUAUUUGUGCUCUUUCUGUGCGGCUGGGCGUUCAUAGCCCACUAUGCCAUUCGCAUGGGGGAUCUCAAUAAGCUAAUGGCGCCCACGGACAUGUAUAAUCAAAAGUGCGGCAUUGAUUCGAGCGUGCUGGAUAAAGAGUAUUUGUUCUUCUUCAAUCUGGACCAAUGCAUUGAUCCGCUGGUGCCCAUAACUGGCUGUAAAACGCCGCAAGUUUGCGUCAAAAGUUGUCCUACGCAGACGUUCGUUUGGGAUAAGAUGAAGAAUAAUAACUUUGAGGAUCUGAAAAGUCGCCUGAUUUGCAAAACAGAUGAGGACAAGGCAGCCAUUAGCUCCAAGUCGGACAUUGAGCGUGCUAUCCUGGAUAAUCGUUGUGCGCGGUAUUAUAUCAAAAGUCAGCCCUUUCUCAAGCGCUGCAUGUUUGAGUUCUCGGAUCAGGUAUGCGAAUUUCUGCCCAGCGUGCUGCUGCGCACGCGCCGCGACUCAAAAUUGCUGCUUCCCGGCAAUGCUAGCCAGGUGGAGGAGCUGCAAUUGCAGGCAAUGGCACUGACCAUGCAAACUGGGGUGCAGGCGCAGGCACGUAUGGCGCCCCAAACCGUAAGCAAGCAAGCGCCAGUGGAGGACCAGGUUGGACAGUGUCGCCGCCAGCAGCUAAACGGUGCGGUCAUUAGGGAGAAAAUGAUGCAAACGGAUACACGACUAGCCAAGAUGGUGGGCAAUCUGGUGGCACACUUUUAUAAUGGCACCCACGAUGCGCAACGGCUGGGCGAGGAAAUAGUCGAGGAUUUGGUCAAUUCCAUGACAGUGGUGCUAAUGGCGCUACUCUUCACGCUGAUUGCUUCGCUGGUCUUCAUUUCACUGAUGCGUUGGCUUGCCGCACCCAUACUCUGGUUCUCGAUCAUUGGCGUGCUCGUCGGCCUGCUGUUGGCCAUAUACUACAGCUUCAAGCAGUACAGCUUUUGGAACAAGACGCCGACUGUGCCGUUGCACGAUUUGAAUCUGCAUAAGCAAUGGCAGAAUCUGCUGCAGGAUCCAAAGAUGUGGCUCUAUUUGUCCAUUUCGGUGUGCCUCUGCUUUGUUGUCAUAUUUCUGCUGGUCAUUGUGCUGCGCAAGCGCAUCCGGAUAGCCAUUGCACUGACCAAGGAGGGUAGCAAGGCUGUCAGCAGCGUCAUCAGCACCGUUUUCUUUCCUAUCUUCUCGUGGGUGCUAUACAUUGGAGCCAUUGGCUUUGCCAUUGGGGUUGGCCUCUAUCUGGGCUCUAUUGGCCCAUUAUCGUUCCGCAUGGUGCAACGCCUAAAUGAUGCGGGCGGGGUUACCAACGAGCCGUGCGUUUGUGAGGGACUCGCUAUUAACUACACCGUGGGCGCUGCAUGUGAUCCAAAGGUAUUCCAGCAGAAUUGUCACAUCAACCAAAGGCGCGAUUCCUGCAUUCAGACCACAUGCAGCUUCGUGGAGAUUGAUAAUCCCCCGCUAGUGCGCUGGGCCAUGGGCUAUAAUGUGUUUGGAUUUCUUUGGCUGAGCUUCUUUAUAUCCGCCUUUAGCGACAUGGUGCUGGCGGCUACAUUUGCGAGAUGGUAUUGGACCUUUAAGAAGCGGGAUGUGCCCUAUUUUACGCUGACGCAUGCCUUUUGUCAAACAGCUCUUUAUCAUCUGGGCACCCUGGCCUUUGGCUCACUGAUACUGGCCAUUUGUCGGCUAAUACGUCUGGUGCUGGAGUACAUUGAUGCCAAGCUGAAGAAGUAUGAUAACACGGUCACGCGCGCUAUCCUGUGCUGCAUGCGGUGCUUCUUUUGGCUGCUGGAAACCUUCUUAAGGUUCCUCAAUAAAAACGCUUAUAUAAUGUGCGCCAUACAUGGCAAGAAUUUCUGCUCCAGUGCCAAGGAUGCGUUUAAUCUGCUUAUGCGAAAUUUUCUGCGCGUCGUAACAUUGGACAAAGUCACCGACUUCCUAUUCUUUCUCUCCAAGCUGCUGCUCACCGCUGGCGCAGGCGUGUCCACCUACUAUUUUCUGGAUAAUAAUCCGUCCGUUAUACAGCUUAACCACAAGGCCGUGCCCACAACGGUGGUUGUAAUUGGUUCUUUUCUGAUUACCAGCGUAUUCUUUGGUGUCUACUCAAUGGCCGUGGACACGCUCUUCCUUUGCUUCCUGGAGGACUGUGAGCGCAAUGAUGGCACACCGGAGAAACCUUAUUUCAUGUCCAAGCAGCUAAUGAAAAUCUUAGGAAAGAAGAAUAAGCUGCCGCAGCGCCAGCGUCGCAGCAAAUAGGAAUCCAUAGGCAAAGUCGGCUGGUCGCAAAACCAAAGCAAUAUCCCUUGAUACAUGUAAAUGACAGUGCAAAUUGUAGCCUAGACGAAGGAUGUUGAAGAUGCUUGCUUGGAAAGACAUAUACAUUACAUAUAUAUAUAUAUAUAAAUUAUAUUUAUAUAUACAUUAUAUUUAUCAUACGUUAACAUAAGCCACAGGUUGUGCGCGAAUAUUGCUCAUGCGAAAUUUAUUUAGAUGGCAACAAUUUGGGCCGGCUGCAAUAAGUAUUUACAUGCAAUGUAAAAUUAAUCAACUUAAUGCUCCAAUUUUGCCAAUAUAUAUAGUAUUUUAAUUGACAUUAUUUUUUGUAUACAUAUAAUGUAUGCAGUACUG